CUUCUCUACUUGGCAGAUCGAGGGUUUGUGUAGUUUCUGAGAACCUAUCUUAAGGGCUUUGGAAGCUCCAUUUUAUUCACUGAAGCUCUAAAUACUCCUGUUGAAAAUGGCUAUUGCAGCACAAACUCCUGAUAUCUUGGGAGAACGGCAGUACGGUCAGGAUGUUCGCACCCAAAACGUGGUGGCCUGUCAAGCUGUGUCAAACAUUGUGAAAUCAUCUCUCGGACCCGUUGGGUUGGACAAGAUGCUUGUUGAUGAUAUUGGUGAUGUAACAAUUACCAAUGAUGGUGCUACAAUACUGAAGAUGUUAGAAGUUGAGCAUCCAGCUGCCAAGGUACUUGUGGAGUUGGCUGAGCUUCAAGAUCGAGAAGUUGGAGAUGGAACAACCUCAGUGGUCAUUGUAGCUGCAGAGCUACUGAAGAGAGCAAACGAUUUAGUGAGAAACAAGAUCCAUCCAACAUCUAUAAUUAGUGGAUAUAGACUUGCUAUGAGGGAAGCAUGCAAAUACGUUGAUGAGAAACUUGCAAUAAAGGUUGAAAAGCUUGGAAAAGAUGCCCUCAUAAAUUGUGCCAAGACAAGCAUGUCCUCUAAGCUGAUAGCUAGGGACAGCGACUUCUUUGGAAAUUUGGUUGUAGAUGCAGUUCUAGCUAUUAAGACAACCAAUGCUCGGGGUGAGAUAAAAUAUCCGAUCAAGGGCAUCAAUAUUUUGAAAGCACAUGGUAAAAGUGCAAAAGAUAGCUACUUGCUGAAUGGUUAUGCUCUAAAUACAGGCCGUGCUGCCCAAGGAAUGCCCCUUAGAGUUGCCCCUGCAAGGAUUGCCUGCCUAGAUUUUAAUCUUCAGAAAACGAAAAUGCAAAUGGGUGUUCAAGUCCUUGUCAGUGAUCCCAGGGAGCUUGAAAAAAUUCGUCAAAGAGAGGCUGACAUGACUAAAGAGCGUAUUGAAAAGCUUCUGAAAGCUGGAGCCAAUGUUGUUCUCACAUCAAAAGGGAUUGAUGACAUGGCACUUAAGUACUUUGUAGAGGCUGGGGCUAUUGCUGUAAGGCGUGUCCGCAAAGAGGAUUUGCGCCAUGUUGCCAAGGCUACUGGUGCCACAGUGGUUUCCACAUUUGCUGAUAUGGAAGGAGAGGAAACAUUUGACUCGUCACUUCUUGGAUAUGCAGAUGAAGUUGUGGAGGAGCGCAUUUCAGAUGAUGAUGUCAUCUUGAUAAAAGGGACCAAAACCACAAGCGCAGUCUCUUUGAUCCUCAGAGGUGCAAAUGACCAUAUGCUUGACGAGAUGGAGCGAGCUUUGCAUGAUGCUUUGAGCAUUGUAAAGAGGACCCUUGAGUCCAAUGUGGUGGUUGCUGGUGGCGGUGCAGUUGAGGCUGCUCUGUCUGUGUACUUGGAGUAUCUUGCAACGACUUUAGGAUCUCGAGAGCAGUUGGCAAUUGCAGAAUUUGCUGAAUCACUUCUGAUUAUACCAAAGGUUCUUGCAGUAAAUGCUGCAAAGGAUGCUACUGAGUUGGUUGCAAAACUUAGGGCAUACCACCAUACUGCACAAACCAAGGCAGAUAAGCAGCAUUUAUCAAGCAUGGGGUUAGACCUAUCCAAGGGAAUCAUCCGCAACAACUUAGAAGCUGGGGUCAUUGAGCCUGCAAUGAGCAAAGUUAAGAUUUUACAGUUCGCAACCGAAGCUGCCAUUACAAUUUUGCGAAUAGAUGACAUGAUCAAGCUUGUGAAAGAUGAACGUGACAAUGAAGAGUAGAGCUCCCAAGUCUCAUUCCUAGACAUUGACCCAGGUGAAAGUUUUGCUCGGUAUUUGGAGUUAUUGCUGUGAAACUGAAUGGUGGUGUUAUAUUACCCAUAUUUGAUGUUGGGUGAUGUGGGAACGGUUGUUGUCAACCCAUGCCUGCU
Messenger RNA from Telopea speciosissima, 1893 nucleotides. Its product is annotated as T-complex protein 1 subunit alpha-like. The record is from RefSeq and is a predicted model, not a curated record. Gene Ontology annotation, molecular function: ATP-dependent protein folding chaperone; ATP binding; ATP hydrolysis activity. NCBI's taxonomy places the organism in Eukaryota, Viridiplantae, Streptophyta, Magnoliopsida, Proteales, Proteaceae. Gene Ontology annotation, biological process: protein folding. Gene Ontology annotation, cellular component: chaperonin-containing T-complex. The coding region runs from base 107 to 1744 and encodes 545 amino acids. The transcript has 17 exons.